GGAAAGCACUGGAACAAAUUGACGGCGGUGUCUUCAAUUUACAAUCGAUUGAGGUUAUAGUUACUGUAAUUGUAUGCUUGAACUUCACUUGCAGCAAAAGUUUGCAGGAUUCAGCAGAAUUAAGUGACCUUAAAUUGCUGUAUGAUGAGUUAUUAAUUUGUAUAAUUUAUUCUGUACUCCACAUUAACGGUGUAUUGUGACUGUAAGGUGUGGAAGAGAGCAACCACAACCAGGAACAUGUAGAAAGCUUUUAAUUUUUUAUUUUUAUUUUUUUUUAAUUUGUGUGCUGGUUUAUAAGUAUAAUUGCUUAUGUCCUCAUCAUGAUACCACUGUGGUGUAUGCUGUUGUUACGUCACAAAUGAUAAAAAAUUCUGAUUGUAGAGUUCUAGAGAUGCUUUGGGAAAGAAACCAUGUUUGUCACAGUAUCUUGAAGAGUAUUUUAGCUUUUUUGGCUAUGAGUUCAAAGAUAAGCUUUGUGUAUAUUUUAUGUUGUAUGAGACACCUGUACUAAUGUACCAUUUUUUUUCAGGUACCUCAUUGAUACCUUGCAGAAGCAAUGGAGGCAAUGGUGAAAACCCUGUUGUAAUUAAAACAUAAAGAAAAAGUAUUCUUUGCUGUGAAAUACUCUUAGUAUCAUUCAAUGCCUACUAUUUCAGAAGAAGAAAAGGAGAAUGGUUCUGGAAAUAAUGGAAACACUGAAAACAGACCUGGGAAAGAAUCCCCAGAAGCUUCUCUUCAUGAUCCCGUGAAGCCAUACUGCAUGUCAGAUGCCUCCACUGCAUCCUUGGUAUCUAGGGAAGAUGGGCAUUAUCCAUGGGGAUGUCCUGUGACUCAUACAAGAGAGAAGUUUUAUACCAUCUGCUCAGACUAUGCUUUUCUAAACAGAGUAACAUCUAUUUGUAAAAGUCCAAGUGCUUCCGUUAGUGCCUGCCUAUCAAGCAGUGCUGCCUUAAACAUUGGAAAUAACACACCUAACUUACUCAGUGUUCAAACUGGUGCUUCAGAGAUUAUCUACAGUGAAGAUGCUAACUUGGAAAGCCUGCCUAGCAAUCUUGGAAAGCUUCCACUGGCAUGGGAAAUAGACAAGUCGGAGUUCAAUGGCGUGAACUCAAAUAUGAAGAAUAAAGCAGGCAACAUGAAGAAACAAGGGACAAAGAAAAAAUCAGUGGAAAAAAAACCCAAACAAUACAGAGAGUGUCCUCAGCAUUCAGCUCUUGAAGAUGUGAAGGAAAGAAAAGUGUUGGACCUUCGGAGAUGGUAUUGUGUUAGCCGACCUCAGUACAAGACUUCCUGUGGAAUUUCAUCUUUAGUGUCUUGCUGGAAUUUCUUAUAUAGUACACUGGGAGCUGGAAGUUUACCCCCCAUCACUCAAGAAGAAGCUUUGCAUAUACUGGGCUUUCAGCCCCCAUUUGAGGAGAUUAGGUUUGGUCCCUUCACUGGAAAUACAACUCUAAUGAGAUGGUUUAGGCAAAUAAAUGAUCACUUCCAUAUCAAGGGAUGUUCGUACGUUCUUUAUAAACCUCAUGGAAAGAACAAGACAGCUGGAGAAACUGCUGCAGGGGCCCUUGCAAAGCUAACACGAGGACUGAAAGACGAAUCAAUGGCCUACAUCUACCAUUGCCAAAACCAUUAUUUUUGCCCAAUUGGAUUUGAAGCAACCCCAGUGAAAGCUAGUAAAGCCUAUAGCAGAGGUCGUGUCUUGCAGCAAGAAGUAGAAUACUGGAUCUUAAUUGGAGAGCCCAGCAGAAAGCAUCCAACAAUACACUGUAAAAGGUGGACAGAUAUUGUCACCGACCUAAACACUCAAAAUCCAGAAUAUCUAGAUAUUCGACACCUAGAGAGAGGAUUGCAACAUCGAAAAACAAAGAAGGUUGGGGGAAAUCUUCAUUGCAUCAUUGCCUUUCAGAGACUUAACUGGCAAAGAUUUGGUCCUUGGAAUUUUCCAUUUGGAAAUGUUAGACAGAAUAAACAAUCCCAAACACAAGGGCAAGGAAUUUCCAAAUCUGAGAGUGAAGACAAUAUAUCCAAGAAACAACAUGGACGACUGGGUCGAUCUUUCAGUGCUAGCUUUCAUCAAGAAUCCAUGUGGAAGAAAUCUAAUCUUCGGGAGAGGAGGAACAGUGGGUAUCAGAGUUAUAAUGAUUAUGAUGGAAAUGAUUAG
Molecule: messenger RNA, 2161 nt
Organism: Cinclus cinclus
Lineage: Eukaryota; Metazoa; Chordata; Aves; Passeriformes; Cinclidae
Gene: BIVM
Product: basic, immunoglobulin-like variable motif containing
Exons: 10
Coding region: 641-2161 (506 amino acids)
Biological process (GO): nucleotide-excision repair
Cellular component (GO): nucleus
Molecular function (GO): single-stranded DNA binding; DNA endonuclease activity
Source: RefSeq, a predicted model, not a curated record